AUUGAUGAUCCCAGGGACAGGUGGGAAGGGAGAGGGUUCAGAAAUCCCUGGAGGCUGAGAGGUACCUAGAGGGAGCCAGGGGGAGGGAGAUAGCCUAUGGAAAACCUUCAUCUCUCCUGCGGAUCCCAGACAGUUCUGCCAAAACUUCCACUGGGACCGCAAAAUAGAUACAGAGGGCAGACACUUUGCUUAUGCUUUGCACACAAAGGAAUGUACAAUAAAGGCGUGAUGUUAAGUGCCUUAAAUCCUUUGGCAUAGGUUUUGAAAGCUGUAAGAUUUAUGACUUGAGAACCCUCACUUCGAGAUACGUGAAAAUUUCCUACUUGCCAAAUCGAUUCUACUUGUGUUUCUCCUCUGAGUUGAAAGACAUAGAUUUUAAAUAUCUGGCUUGCUCACAGAUUGCAUCCUAUUCUAAGUGCAGACUGGGGGAAAAGUAAGGUGUUUGCAGAAUUGGUGGAAGAAUAAACAUGAGGCCCCCAGUGGAACGCUGUGUCUACUUCACACCCUGUGCCCUGCAGGCAGAUUGAUUUCUCCCUCUUGGUGUCAUAUCACUUCUAACAUGAGUCAUUUUCUCUGAAUGCCUCAUAGGGUAAAGAUGUUAAUAAACGUACAUAUCAAGAAUUUUCUUUUCAGUUUGUGCAUGUCAGAGUGACUGAAGGUUCUUUGAUUUCUGUUCUUGUCUUUUUUGGACUGCCUGUAUAAUUUCAGGAACAAGCCUCACUUUGUUAAUGCCUCUUAAGUCUUGCCUCACCUGGCCUAGAUUGCAUGUAUUCCAGAUUGCAAGAGAGUGCUGAGGAAAGUAGCUGCAGCCAGCAACAGGCUCUAACAGCUGCGUCAUUUUCUAAGAGUCAAAGGAUAUGACUUCAAUUUCCAGGUCUGGCUUGGGCCCACUUCUUGAGAGCUGAUAUUGAAUCCACCUCAACCUAGGAGUUGGAAAUCAUUGCACUUGCUGCCUAAUUCAUAACUUAUAAGUGAUUAAACUUGCUAAGUAUUUCGAGGCUAUUACUUUCAUUCAUUUAUUCCAAACAAACAUUUGUUGUUGAAUGAAUGGUGCCUUUGAUAUAAAAACACUGUACAGGCAUAACACAACUGGCAGCUUGUAGAUAGCAAUUUUUUUUAUUUGCUCUCCUAAAGGAAUUUCAUUACCAAAUCCUCAUGAGCCUUCAACCUCAAGAAGAAUAAUCCUUUCCUUUGUUGCAGUUUUAAAUUUAGAAUAAUCAGACAAUAGUGAAGUAUUCUGUUCAAAGCAUUCCUUUUAGGCGACCCAUCUAUUAUACACUGCUCUUAAGAGGAGAUGAAUUUGAUUAGCAUUGAACAUUCAAUGUGUGGUGUUUUUUUUUUUUGCAUAGCUAAUACCAGGGAGAGGUUGUGCCUGCUGUUUAAUAUGAUUACACAGUCAACUUUUAAUUAUCUGUAUUAAUGGAACAGAAACAGUGAUAUAUAUAUAUAUGUGUGUGUGUGUGUGUGUAUAUAUAGUGAUAUAUUACAAAAUCAUUUCUUUUGAUUCUCAAAAGAAUCAUUGUAUGAUGCUUUUAUUUACUCAUGGUUUGCUUAGAUAGUAUUAAAGUUAUAUUACAUUUUGUGCAGACAGUUCAUCAGGAGAAGGGCGACAGGAAUGACCCAGGAACACAUGAGAGGCUGAGGAAAGGUCAGCCGGAAGUUAAAACUUGAUUACAGAUAAUAUCCAGCAUGAGUGAUCUGAACACUGGGACUCUUGGUUAUUAAAUAUAGAAAAAUAAACAAUUUACUACAGAUGCAAAAGAAGAAGGAUACAUCAAUAACAUUCAAGAUCUCUAGGAAUAACACGUUAUUUUUUUCCCUUCUUUUUUUGUAUUUUGAAGUUUCCUGAAAGUGAAUCUUUUAAAAAUCCUGCUCUGGUAACACUACCAAAAUGAAUACUGUUAGUUUAUGACCUAGAAAAUGUGUUCUGGGUAUCAUGGAAGAGGAACAAGGGGUGGAGGGGGAUUGAAAGUUGGACAUAUUCAUGCUUUAAAUAAUAUCUCCUGUAGUUGUGAUGGUGGCUACUGUGUAUUAUUCAAAAACAACCCUCAUCUUCCUGUUUAUUCGGCUUGUGUUUAAUGAGCACCAAAGACAGAAAGAAUUUUUUUUUUUUUGCAGAAAAUUAGCUUUGUGAAUGAGAGCCUUUUGGAUUUGCGAAGUCUUCGCAGUUAAAAAUAUAUUUCUGUAUCCAUCUACGGCAGGGUGCCUGCUCUUCUUGCCAUGUUUCAGCCUUCCUGUGGUUCAAGCGUCUUACAUUGACUUUCUCCUGUCACCUAUUCUACUCAAGCAAAAUCUUUGGGAAAAGCUCUACUGGGACUGAGCCGAUUGCAUCUGGUCUCCAGUGGAAUGAAAGCACGUGGUAUCGUUUUCCAAAGAAAUUAGACCAAAAUUUUCUCAGUGACAAGAGACAGACCUGCUGUGUUCAGAAGGAAUUUCUCACUUCUCUGUGCAAGGAACGAAGGACAGAGGAGACCUCAAAGCCCCAGCCUCUGUAGAAAGCUUCCAUGGUGAAUUAGCAAAGGCCUCUUGGGAAUUGUGAGCAGUGAAUGUUGAUCCGGAGCUGCGGCUGGCCCAGUGCGCCCUGGGGGAGAUGAUUCCUCAUGAAGAACCUGGGUCCCCUACAGCCAUCCAAUGUGACUCUCCGUGUAUCAGACUGAAAUCCCAGCGCGCCCGACAGUGAACGCAGCCACCGUGGAGGGGGGACGGCGAAAAAUGAAAUCCAACCAGGAGCGGAGCAAUGAAUGCCUGCCUCCCAAGAAGCGCGAGAUCCCCGCCACCAGCCGGCCCUCGGAAGAGAAGGCCAGCGCCGCGCCCAGCGACAACCACCGGGCGGAGGGCACGGCGGCGGCGGCGGCGGCGUGGCUCCCGGGCCAUCCGGGCAGCCGGGGCCCGGGCGGCGGGCGGCACGGGCCGGUGGGGACUUCCACCGAGCUUGGUUUACAACAGGGAAUAGGUUUACACAAAACACUGUCCACAGGGCUGGAGUACUCCCCGCCCAGUGCUCCCAGGUCGGUGCCGUCGGCCACCACGCUGCCCGCGGCAUACCCUCCGCCGCCCUCGGGGGCCCCGGUGUCUCCGGUGCAGUACGCCCACCUGCCGCACACCUUCCAGUUCAUCGGGUCCUCCCAGUACAGCGGGCCCUACGCCGGCUUUCUCCCCUCGCAGUUGAUCUCCCCCUCGGCCAACCCGGUCACCAGCGCGGUGGCCACGGCCGCGGGCGCCACCACUCCAUCGCAGCGCUCCCAGCUGGAGGCCUAUUCCACUCUGCUGGCCAACGUGGGCAGCCUGAGCCAGGCAGCCGGCCACAAGAUCGAGCCGCAGCCGCCACCGCAGCAGCCGCAGCACCUGGGCCGGACCCCGGGGCUCCUGGCCGCGGGGUCCCCUCCGCCCACCCCGCAGAACCAGUAUGUGCACAUCUCCAGCUCUCCGCAGAGCGCGGGGCGCACGGCCUCCCCGCCGGCCAUCCCCGUCCACCUCCACGCGCACCAGGCCAUGAUCCCGCAUGCGCUCGCCCUGGGCCCGUCCUCCCAGGUGGUGGUGCAGUACGGCGGCGACUCCGGCGGCCACUUCGUCCCCCGCGAGCCCGGCAAGAAAACCGACGGCAGCAGUGGCAGGCUGCCGCAGGCCAAGGAGGUGUUGAAUGGGGAGAUGGAGAAGGGCCGGCGUUACGGCGCGCCGGCCUCGGCCGACCUGGGAUUGGGCAAGGCCAGCAGCAAAUCGCUUCCUCACCCUUACGAGUCCAGGCACGUGGUGGUCCAUCCCAGCCCUGCGGACUAUAGCAGUAGAGACCCCUCGGGCGUCCGCGCCUCAGUCAUGGUCCUUCCCAACAGCAGCGCACCCGCAUCCGACCUGGAGGUCCAGCCGGCCACGCACCGAGAGGCCUCCCCCUCCACCCUCAACGACAAGAGCGGCCUGCACCUAGGGAAGCCCGGCCACCACCGGUCGUACGCGUUGUCCCCACACACGGUCAUUCAGACCACUCACAGCGCUUCGGAGCCUCUCCCGGUGGGACUGCCGGCCACCGCCUUCUACGCGGGCACUCAGCCCCCGGUCAUCGGCUACCUGAGUGGCCAGCAGCAGGCUAUCACCUACGCGGGCAGCCUGCCCCAGCACCUGGUGAUCCCUGGUGCCCAGCCCUUACUCAUCCCAGUGGGCAGUCCGGAUCUGGACACCCCAGGGGCAGCCUCUGCCAUAGUCACCACGUCGCCUCAGUUCGUCACCACCGCCCUGCCCAAGAGUGACAACUUUAACCCCGAGGCCCUGGUCACACAGGCUGCCUACCCAGCCAUGGUCCAGGCUCAGAUCCACCUACCUGUGGUCCAGUCGGUGGCCUCGCCUGCCACCGUGCCCCCCACGCUGCCACCCUACUUCAUGAAAGGCUCCAUCAUCCAGCUAGCCAACGGGGAGCUGAAAAAGGUGGAGGAUUUGAAGACCGAAGACUUCAUUCAGAGCGCGGAGAUAAGCAACGAGCUGAAGAUCGACUCCAGCACCGUGGAGCGGAUCGAGGACAGCCACAGCCCCGGGGUGGCCGUGAUACAGUUUGCCGUUGGGGAGCACCGAGCACAGGUCAGCGUUGAGGUUUUGGUAGAGUAUCCCUUCUUCGUGUUUGGUCAAGGCUGGUCAUCCUGCUGUCCAGAGCGAACGAGCCAGCUCUUCGAUUUACCAUGUUCCAAACUCUCCGUUGGGGACGUCUGCAUCUCGCUCACCCUCAAGAACCUGAAGAAUGGCUCUGUUAAAAAGAGCCAGCCCGUGGAUCCUGCCAGCGUCCUGCUGAAACACGCCAAGCCCGACAGCCUGAUGGGCAGUAGACACAGGUAUGCCGAGCAGGAAAAUGGAAUUAAUCCGGGAAGUACCCAGCUACUCUCUGAGAAUGGGGAACUGAAGUUUCCAGAGAGAACAGGAUUGCCUGCAGCAUCCUUCCUCACCAAAACAGAACCCAGCAAGCCCACGGCCACGAGGAAGAGGAGGUGGUCAGCACCCGAGACCCGCAAACUGGAGAAGUCAGAAGAUGAGCCACCUUUGACUCUUCCCAAGCCUUCUCUAAUUCCUCAGGAGGUUAAGAUCUGCAUCGAAGGCCGCUCCAACGUGGGCAAGUAGAGGCCAGGGCCAGCCAAGGAGGCAUGGCUCCCCUCUCCAUUUGUAUCCAGAUUACUGUAUUGUAGGUUAAAUAACACAGUAUUUCCAUGUUACUCUCUUCCUUUAGGUUUCUGUUCUAAACUUGUCAUUAGAGUUACAGCAGGUGUGCUUGCAGGAGGCCGGUGCCUAUGGUUCGUUUGCAGUGUCUGUGGGGAGGAGGCGGGUGGAGGGUGGGUCAGAGCAGAGCAGUGGCCACCAAGCUGGCAUCCGGAGUGGCGUUGCGUGUGUGACGUCACCAGUGCCUGCCUUCUCUGCAGCACCACAGCGUCCUCCUAUGGGCGUCACCUCCCACGCAUCUCCAGAGCAAGUUGAGUGGGAAGACACCUGCAGGGGCUUGGUGGGUGGGUGUCCCUUCGGGGGUGCACGGAUGCCACGGGCAGUAAGUAAGGGUCUCUCUUUUUUCUCUGCCUCCCUCUCAGGAUGGGGAUUGGGGGAGGUCCAGAGCACUGUCCCCAGCCCCUGGGGUUCCCAUUGUAUAAAAUCAACACCAGGAACCCAGCUCCAGGGCAUGGAGGGAAAGUGGCAUCAGAUGGCAGAUGGAAAGCUAGCCGGUUCAAAGAACAUUUUUCUCUCCAACACAUUUUACAAUAAAAGCAACUUUUAAUCAUCCUAUAGAUAUAUAUAUUUCCCCCUAUGGGGCCUGACUGCACUGAUACAUAUAAAUAUAUAUAUAUUUUUUAAGAGCAACUGCCACACGUGGGAUCUUGUUUCUGCGUUACUAGUCCAGUGAUGAGCAGGAGCGAGGAAGGCCUUGGUCCGGUCACUGGGAGUUGGGGUGGGUAGGAGUUGGGGUUGGGGGGAAUGGAUGGAAACACCCACGCUGAUUUCUGUGCAGUGUUAUUUAGACAACCAAUCAGGUUAUUGUAUCCACUUUGUUCCCAAGAGACAGGGGCAAGCUGCCUUUCAGAGAGACCGAGGGGAGCUCUCUGAGUUGAGUUUGCGAAAAAUCUUUUUGUCUUUGAACUCUAGUACUGUUUCUAAGUUUAUGACUGUGGGCAACUGGGGUGCCACGUUUUUUCAGAUUCCAGUGUAACAUGAGGAAAUUAGAUUCUGAAGAUGCGCAUCUAUUACUAUUCUCUAAGCACUUAACGAUGCCGUGCACAUUUAUGACCACGCAUCUUGGUCUGUCAUUUCAACGAGUACUGUAUCUCACUUUAAACUCUUUGGGAAGAGAAAAAAAUCAAAAGGAAAAAAAAAAAACCUAAGUUGCUUUCUUUCAACACUGUAACUACAUUUCAGCUGUUUGGAGUUGCUUACGAGCAAGCUAUUGAAAGUUUUCCAUGUGGCUUAAAGGGAUGAACGUGAAUCAUGAACUAGAAUGUGACAAUAAAUGACCACCACGUUACUACCUGACAGGAGGCACUUGUCACUUUUGAUGUUGGAGAAAGUGAAAGGCAUAAUGCAGAGUUUGGCAGAGAAACAGAGAGAGAAAAAAGGCGUGGAGAAAAGAAUUCUCUUUUUUCUUUUUUUCUGUCCAGUGUUUUUUAAGAUGAACUUUUUAAAGAAUCUUGCGAUUUGCACAUCUUGAGUUUAUAAUUUGUGUGAUAUUCCUGCAGUUUUUAAUCCAAUGAUAUUUGUGGGAAAGGUUGGGAGGAGUGAGCGAGCUUAAAUAAAUGUAGCAAACUUAUUUUCUAACCUGCCUAAACUCUAGGCCAUUUUAUAAGGUUAUAUUUCUUUCAGAAUUCAUUUGGGUCUUUCAUGCAAAGCCAGUUCUUAGCAGGACAACUCCAACAAUUUUUCUUCAGAUUCCUUGAUGUGAGCGAGUGUUUCUUUUCUUUUUUGAAAAAAAAUACAAUUGUUUUAUUAUUGUUAUUCAUGUUAUUUUCAGAAUGACCUUUUUCUUUUCCUCUUUUUUUAAUUUGGAAACAAAUCAACAUUGAAUGUUUGGUACAAACCCAGAAAGUAUAUUUCAUAAAGUUGAAAGCUUUCAUUCCCAGAGAACUGAAAUAUCAUUUGUGGGUUUUGAGUGUAUCUUUAAAGUGCUUUAAAAAAAAGUUUUCUGAGUAGGGAGAAGUUUUGGAAUAUUCUUACUUGGAUGGCUACAACUAACCUAAAUAAAAACUUACUUUGAUUUCUCUUUUACCAUUGGAAAUAGUACUUCUUCUAUUUUACAAUGUAAAAAAAAAAUCCAAAUAGCAUAGCAACCUACAUUGGCUAUGUAGUAUUCAUUUACAUUGAGUGCUCAUCAGGACUAAUGAUUUUUGUAAACCAUUUUCUGGGUGUACCAAAAACAUCUGAGAUAGGCUCCUCUUUCAUGUGGCUUGAAUCCAUUCCCUUCUCAGCAAGCUACCAGAGCUGAGUGGGUUCAUUCUUAGGGUCACACUGCUCAUUUAGUGCUGUGUUGUUUUGUUUUAAUGUUUCUGUCCGGAGAACUUGCUUAAUCUUCCAUAUAUUCUGCUCAGGGCACUUGCAGUUAUUAGGUUUUGUUUUCCACUCCCCCCAUCCCCUUUUUGGUUGUUAUUUUGUUUUUAACUUUUGAUGGCAAAAGGAAUAGGCUGCCACACAGAUUUCAACAAUACCACUAUUUAUAACAGCUUGGGCGGGCUCAGAAUAACACACACCACCUUCUGGCUUCAGUAUUGAACUGAUGAUCUACUAAAACCAACACUAAAAUGGGUGGGAGUGAGGGGAACACAUAGUUUCAGAGCAAUAGGAAAAUCAUCAUUUUUUUUUGUGGUUCAGGUAUAGGAAUUAUAAAAUCAUUGGUUGUUUGGAAACAUUUGUCCCAUUUCAUUCUCUUGCUUUUGUUGUUGUGUUUUUUUUUAAGCACAUGCAAGUCUGUGCCAAUAGAGUAUAAACAGUGUGCUAUAUAGGUAUAUAAGUAAAGCUCACAAUCCGACUGGUGUUUUCCAUGUCCUGUCCAUUCUGCUUGUGCUGGCCAGAAGGACUGGUGGAAAGGAGCCAGGAGUUGUGUGGGGUUGGGGGAGCACAUCUUACCUUUCCUCCCAGCUCUGGAUGCUGACUGCUGGGGUGGGAAGCAAUAGGAGUUUGAGUUGUCUGCAGGCACAUUACAAGAGCAGCAAAGGAGACCUGAAAGAAGAGCCACAGAGGCUCCCAAAAUAGUGAAUGCAGAGUGUGAAACCAGGAAAGGAGGCAGAUGGAUUUCUGACACACUCUGGAGCAAUGUAGGCUGCAAGCAACCCAUGUUCUGUGGCCUUUUUCUGCAAGUGGGCAGGCAUCUCGGGGGAGGGGGGAAUGGUCUGUGUCCUUAAGACUCGGAGCCCUGAGUUUCUGAGUGUGGGCAGCAGGAGUGGCCUGUGUGUGCAUGUGUUCUAAGCAUGCAGCCAAUGGUGGUGGAGAGGACAACCACCAACCACGGCCACCCCCUUGUGUGGCAGCUUUUGCUUCAGAUCAGAAGAACACACAGAGGGCAGCCGGCUCCACUUGUUGGUGUACAUCGUCCAGCCCCGAGACUGGGGGAAGCUGUGGUCACCACCUCUGAGGAUGACAGGGGUAGAAUUUCUUCGGUGCUGCUCUGUUCUGCGUUGGAUGAGCAGCCACGUGCCUCUGUACUGUCUUCAUUGCAAUAUUUUGCAACAACUGUCUUUUGUUCCUCUCUCUUUCCUGUUUUCCAUUUUUUUAAACUAAUAACAGCAGGCCUUUUGCGUUUACAAUGGAACAAUCACCAAGAAAUUAGUCAGGGCGAAAAAAAAAAGAAAAUACAAUAAUAUUAUUCAUAAGAAACCAACAAACAAGAACCUCUCUUGAUAGGGAAUUUCUCAAUAUAUCAAAUGACUGUUCCUUUGAAUGUUUCACUUGAGAGUUAUUUUUCGGUUUGUCUGGUCCACCUUGGGGACAGGGGGGAGAGGGAGGGACACAGAGAUGGAUGCCACUUACCUCAAAUCUUUUCAAAGUGGAAAUCCAGAUUGUAUUUUCCUUUGGACUUUGAGGAUCAUUUUCUAUGUUGGUCCAAUUUUGCUUUUGCCCCCUUCCCUCCCCAACUCACCCAGUUUGGUUUGGGAUGACUGGAGUGGGUGGUGGUUGAUCCAUUGAAUACCUGGAUUGUGACCCUGUGUGUUUUGUCAGGUGAGUGUGUUGGGUUUGCCUCCUCCCUUCUGCCCCCCCCACCUCACUCCCGGAAAUGGCAGCAUCCCUCCUCCUCCCCCUGCAAGGAACUCCGCGGAAACCUUCACACCUCUUACUCAGGGAUGGGCUGGUGUGUUUGGAACACUGAUGCGUCCAGCUGCAGCACUUUGACUGCUCUGGAGUAGGGUUGUACAACUUUAAAGGAAUGUUUGGAUUUCCUGCAUUGUGUGGAUUACUUCCUUAGCUACUGCAUAGGUUGCAAUAUAACACUGCAUGUUCCAGACCCACAGUAGCUCUUCAUCAUCAGAGAAUCCACCUUUGCACCUAGUUUGAUCUUUUCUGAACUAUGUUGCCAAAACAUAUUUUUGUUGUUGGUGUAGUUUUGGAUCUUUUGUUUUCUGUUGUUUUAAGGAAACAAUAGAUAAUCCCCCUUUGAACAUCUUAUGACUACUAAGGAAACCUGUUUGGUCCAGGCUUCUGAAGACACUAAUGCCAUGCUAUUUUCGACUUGGGUGAGGAAGCAGAGCUCUUGGGACAGGCAGCAAACCAGGCUUUUUGAGCUGUGUUGUCAUGGCGACUGUUUACUGAGCCAGGAGCAGUUCAACAAACUUGUCUGUUCUCUCCUGAAACCCAGUGAACUCCCAAUCUCCUAGCCACCCUUGAUGAUUCCAGGUUUAAAACAACAACAAAAUAAAACAGGGCUGGCAGUCUCCAUAGCCUGGUGGUUUCUCUUUGGUGGUUAAUAAUAAUAAUAAUAAUAAUUUAAAAAAAGAAUGCUACUUUUUGUUGUUUUGCAAAGUGAAGUGGAGGCCUUUGCUUCCACAUUUGUGUUUUAUAACCCAGAAUUUCUGAGAUAGAGACUUUAAGAACACAAGUAAUAACUAUACAGAGAAUAUACUUUUUUAUAAAGUACAUGCAUAUGCUAUAUUGUCUUGGGUUGGUUUCCUCUCUUUUCCAUGGGCAGUGUUGUGUUUCUGUUGAUAGGGAAAACUCCAAAACAACUUGCACAACCCUACUUCGGAGCUGAGAUUUCUUUUACAUAGAUGACCUCGCUUAACUAUUGUUACCUUACUGAUAGGGUCUUUCCUCGUAGCACUAUAUACCUUGUGGGAAGUUCUUUUUGUUUUCUUUCAUGUACACCUAAUUUGAGAAGCUGAAGAAAAAAAAUUGAAGCACUCACUUUGAGGAGUACAGGUAAUGUUUUUCUUUUUUAAAAAAAAAUUGCACAAAAGAAAAAUGAAUGUCAAUGAUUCAGUGUUUGAAAGAGACAGAUAUGUCAAACAAUGCGUUUCAUACUUCGUAAAAGACAAAGCAGAAGGAUUGAAAGUUACAUGUUUUUGUUCCCCCUUCUAUUUUCCUUUUUGUUUUGUAUAUAGAAAUUUGUCAUGUCUAGAUGACCAGAUUUGUAUGGCCUGGAAGAAUUAUUACGUAAAAGGCUCUGAAAACUAUUCCUAUGCUUACCUGAGGUUUGUUACUCAGAGUCCUUGUAUGAGGGGAGGGGAAUUCUGCAUUCUGCUAUUUGAAGAAUAAGUUCAUUUGUAGGCUGAAAAUACUUUUUGAAGCUCCCUUUUUAGUCUAAACUCUUAAGCCAUUGCAUCUUUCUUUUCUUCAGAGAAUAUGUUUUAGCAUUUUUUAGCACUUCCUGUUCCUGUGAACCCAAAGAAUAUUAAUCCUGAACAUGAAGUGUUUCUAAAAGGGAUCCUAGCUACCAAGAAAACAGGACUCAUUGUGGGGACAAAAUUAUUAAUCUUCCUUUCCGCCCCCUCUCCUUACACACACACCUCAUUUAAAUGGGGGAGGGGGUGUGAAACAUGAAUUGCAAUUGCAAUGCCUCAUCUUUAGUUUUAUUUGGAUUUUUUUCUUCUUUUCCCAGAGGCCAAAAUAAAUGUGGAGCAAUUUCUCAAUAGUUAUAUUCCUGUCCAAAAAAUUGAUAAAAAAGAAGCUGAACAGUGCCACUGGACAGCUGUGGGUCUACUGAACACACCCCACUCUUUGAAGAGUUCUUAAAUUCAGAAUCGCAUCCCCUCCCUUCUUGUCCAGUGAACAUAACCUGGUAGCUAAUAAUGCACCUGUAUAAGAGAGAGGGAACAUCAGAUUUCGGUUUUUCCUCUCUUCACCUCCAUGGCUUGUAAACAAAUGGUUCAACUGUAUUAAAAUGAAGUACAUUUGGCCAAUAGGAAGUAUCUAUACAAUAACUGUCUCUAAGAAUUCCCAUCACUUUUCUUAUCUGAAAGGACUUUAGUCUUCCACUGCAGAUCCAUCAGAGGCUUUCUCUCCCUUUAGUUUAUUUGCUGUCUGGAUGGCCAAUGAGCCUGUCCCACUUUCCGUGACCAGUCUGAAUGCCUGCGUAGGAAGCACUGUUUACAAUAGUCCUUACCAAGAAAACAAACAUACUGUCCUCUGGAAUACCAAGUCGUGGUGACACUGGCUUUAGAGUUGUUGUCUCUAAAGAUCAGUACCAAGAAGGUUGGUGCAUAGGUUUUUGUUUUGUUUAUUUUUCCCCCUGCUUGGUUCUUACAUGAACCAUCUACUCAUUAAGUUAUUCUCUGGUCCAGGAGUGGGGUAAACUCUUUGUCAGUGAAUCUUGAAUUUGAUACCUGUGCAUCCAGUUCUGUGAAUUCUGCCCUCUUUGGUUGGGUUUCUUCUUCCUCCCCAGCCUGCACUGGUAAAGUGUCAACCCAGGUAGUAUCAACUGAAAGGGUUCAGUAGAGUCCUAUCAGUAUAUGUGGUGGCCUUCGGACAAGAUGGAGUCCCCAAUUUUAAUCAGUGGGGUGCUGGCCCUAAAGCAUCUGAGGUUUAUGCCUCUCGAUGUCUUAAUACCAGAUGACCCACCAAACUUCUGAUCGUAUGCCUCCCAUAGACCAAGGGAGAACAGCUAUAAAAGUUGAGCUGAGGGCACUACUGGCAUGGAGAACUAGGGAAGGAAUGAUGUUCUUGCACCUUAUUGAAAAGAAAAAAAAAUUUAAGUGCAUACAUAGUUAAGAGCUUUUAUUGUGACAGGAGAACCUUUUUUUUCCCCAUAUGCGUGCAUACUCUCUGUAAUUCCAGUGUAAAAUAUUGUACUUGCACUAGCUUUUUUAAAAACAAAUAUUAAAAAAAUGGAAGAAUUCAUAUUCUAUUUUCUAAUCGUGGUGUGUCUAUUUGUAGGAUACACUCGAGUCUGUUUAUUGAAUUUUAUGGUCCCUUUCUUUGAUGGUGCUUGCAGGUUUUCUAGGUAGAAAUUAUUUCAUUAUUAUAAUAAAACAAUGUUUGAUUCAAAAUUUGAACAAAAUUGUUUUAAAUAAAUUGUCUGUAUACCAGUACAAGUUUAUUGUUUCAGUAUACUCGUACUAAUAAAAUAACAGUGCCAAUUG
Perognathus longimembris pacificus (Pacific pocket mouse) is the source of this 12515-nucleotide messenger RNA. RefSeq names its product ataxin 1 (gene Atxn1). The coding region runs from base 2713 to 5097 and encodes 794 amino acids. The record is from RefSeq and is a predicted model, not a curated record. Lineage: Eukaryota; Metazoa; Chordata; Mammalia; Rodentia; Heteromyidae. Gene Ontology annotation, molecular function: RNA binding; protein binding. The transcript has 6 exons. Gene Ontology annotation, biological process: negative regulation of transcription by RNA polymerase II; nervous system development. Gene Ontology annotation, cellular component: nucleus.